UGACAUCACAGCAUGCUUUGGCCUGGCACGGCGGCCUAAUACAGGAAACCUUAACCUUGACCUUGAACGAAAACAUUUGCCGGCGGCGCCCGCGGCGGUGACGCCAGGGUUAUCGAUGCCGGAAUAAAGACAUAAGACAUUUGCAAUAAAAUAAAACAUGAUUCAUCAUUCUGAUUAAAGAGUAACCCUCAUCAUUUGUCUUAAAUGAACAUCAGCUUACAAAAGGUGUAUUGCCCCGUCAUGUGGGUGCGCUCGUCGUUUGGCGGGGUCGAGCCGUCGUCUGUGGCACCCGUCCCGAGCCGGCGACGCGCCCGCCCGGCACGCUCUGCCCCCCGUCCGGCGCCGGUGCCCGCCGCUGGGGUGGGGUCGCUCUGGGCCGAGCGACACCGUCCGACCAGCACCCAGCAGCUGGCCGUGCACCGCACCAAGGUGGAGGAGCUCGAGCGCUGGCUGCUCGACACCGGGCGCCGGCUGACGGCCGGCUCGGCCGCGAGUCCGUUUCUGCUGGUGACGGGACCGGCCGGAUGCGGAAAGUCGGCCUGCGUGCGCUGCGUGGCGGACAAGCUCGGUCUUUCGCUGGUGCAGUGGACGACCCCCGCCUCGGGCCGGCACCAGCGCGACAGGAUGCUGGAAGAUCCCUGGGAGGGCCAGGGCGACACGGUCACCCCCGAGGGCCAGCUGCGGCAGUUUGCCGACUUUCUGGUGCGGGCCAACCGGUACGGCUCGGUCCUGCCAUCUGGUGGCGGCGCCGCGAGGCUGGUGCUGGUCGACGAUCUGCCCAACGCCAUCAGCUACAGAAAGGAAGAGUUCUACGACGUGCUGAGGCGGUACGGACGCGGUGCUCGCAGUCCGUGUGUGUUCGUGAUGAGUGACGGCGGAGCACGCUCGGACCUUGAUGUGCUCAGCGUGUUCCCCGACUCUGUGCGGGCUGAGCUCGGCAUUCAUCAGAUCACGUUCCGUCCGCUGACUAACAAGCAGCUGGUGACGGCGAUGGAGCGGGUGCUGACGGCGGAGAAAGGCGUGUCCCACCCGGGUAAGGCGACUCUGGAGGAGCUGGCUGCUGCCGCCUCGGGAGACAUCCGCUCCGCCAUCAACGCCCUCCAGUUUCUCUGUGUGCAGCCCACACCGGGAAGGACGGAUAAGUCAGCCAAGACCAAGUCAAAAGCUGCGCCGCCUCCGUCGAAGAAGGCCCGGCUGAAGUCUGAUCCGGCAGCUGAGGAGGCGGUGGCGGCCGUCGGUAGCAGGGAUGCUACGCUGGGCCUCUUCAGGGCCGUCGGAAAAAUCAUGUAUGCCAAACGCGGCGAGGGCUGGGAGUCGCCCGAGCUGCCCGCCCACCAGUCGUCCCACCGUCGGCCGCCGCUGCUGGAGCGGCAUCCGGAGCUGGUCUGUGCCCGCGCCGGCGUCCAGCCCGAGACGCUGGUGGCCCACCUGCACCACAACUACCCCGAGUUCUGCCCGAGACUGGAGGACGCCGUGGCGGCGGCUGGCUACAUCAGUGAUGCGGAUAUGAUCACCGCUGACUGGCAGUCUCGAGUGGCCAUGCAGGCUUACAGCAGCUCGGUGGCCGCUCGGGGCGUCAUGUUCUGCCGCCAGACCACCGUCAGCCUCGGCUUCCGGCAGUUCUGCCAGCCGAGACUCACCGCCGUCGAGCAGCAGCGCGGAAAAAGACUGGAGACUCUCCGCGACUCUCUGGCCGAGUGGAGGGUCCCGGCCGACACCCUGGUCACUGAGCUACUGCCCUUCCUGCGUCUGAGGGGCGCCGCCGGGCCGUUCCGCCCGAGCGCGACAACUCUGCCUAGCUACGACAUGCCGUUCUACAAGCGUAUCUACCAGCCUGCACUGGACAGGCCGGGAAGCUGUGAUAGUGACGAGGACGGGGAGGAAUCUCUGGAGAUUGAGGAGUACGCCGACUGAGGACAGGUCAGUCCUCACAUCUGUACUCGAACUGAUACCACCGUCGGUCGGCUGGCCCGAAUAUCUCUUCAGUCGGUAGAGACGCUUCUACAUACGUUCCACAGGCGUAUUCCAUCUCAUCACCAGCUGUGAUGUUGGUUUCCCGAGCGAGUAGCAUUCAGCAGGUGCGAUGGCACGCUUUAAUGGUGCCACGUGACAGUGAUUCGGGUGUAUCCAAUAUUUGUUGUCAUGUUCUUGUUAAAUAAUGCAAAAUAAAUAGUUUAUUUAUGCUA
Messenger RNA from Amphibalanus amphitrite, 2186 nucleotides. RefSeq names its product cell cycle checkpoint protein RAD17-like (gene Rad17). Lineage: Eukaryota; Metazoa; Arthropoda; Thecostraca; Balanomorpha; Balanidae. The transcript has 13 exons. The record is from RefSeq and is a predicted model, not a curated record. Gene Ontology annotation, molecular function: chromatin binding. Bases 205 to 1914 code for a protein of 569 amino acids. Gene Ontology annotation, biological process: DNA damage checkpoint signaling; mitotic DNA replication checkpoint signaling; DNA repair.